GUCCGGUUCUAACGCUCGGCGAGGAAUGGCGGCUGCAGCUGAGGGGUGGCUGUGUUGCCUUGUUGUGCUUUUUUAGUGCAACACUGCAGGUAAAAUUUUAUAAGAAGGAAAGAAGAUUCAAUUCAUCGAACCUACCAAUACUCAAAAUGGUCCGUGGCAAGCCAGAAACAUGGACUGUUCCAGAAGUUGGUGCCUGGCUUGAGGGACAAGGCUUUGGGCAGUACAAAGCAGCAUUUAUUCAUCACAAGAUCAGUGGAGACAUUCUCCUCCUGUUGUCAGAAAAAGACCUCAAGGAAGAUCUAGGAGUUAUGAUCCUUGGGGAUGUCAAAAGAUUACACCUAAGCAUUACCAAACUGCAGCAAGAACAUCGCUCGCCUGAUUCCCCUGCUCCCGCAAAAAAUAUUUCUGUGCCGUCCAGCAACACUGGAUAUCCAUGUCAGCAUCACAGUGUACCACAACAUAAUCUGCAUCCUUCAACAGCCAGUGUACCAAAUGCAACAACAUUUAAUAGAACAAGGACUUACUCAUCAGAUUCACAAGCAUCUGACUUUCCUGAACAACAGCAACAGCAUCAGUCUUUAGGUAAUCUCCGACGCCCCAGUGGUAUGGCGACUCAGCUUCAGCCAGAGUAUGUCAAAACCAUAAUAUCGUGUCUAUACAUGUUACUUGUCACUUGGAUCACAGCCAUCGUCAUGGUCUUCGUGCAUGACCGCGUUCCUGAUAGGGAGCGCCAUCCUCCAUUGCCAGAUAUAUUUCUCGACAAUGUCCCACAUAUUUCAUGGGCAUUUCAGUUAUGUGAGAUAACGAUCAUUUUACUUACUACAACAUGGAUUAUCAUCUUGUUCUUCCACAAACACAGAUCAAUUGCUAUUAGAAGAUUCUGUGCUUUGUCUGGUUCUGUGUUCUUACUACGCUGUGCUACCAUGUUCAUCACCAGCCUCUCAGUGCCUGGCUCUCACCUGGAAUGUGCUCCUAGGGAUCCUAGUGACCUUGCGACCCAGCUACAGCAGGCAUGGAUCAUAUGGCAAGGUGGAGGACUCAGCAUCAAGGGCGUGCGCACAUGUGGGGACUAUAUGUUCAGUGGACACACCACAGCUCUUACAUUGCUCAAUUUUUUCAUAACAGAAUAUACUCCCAGAAGAAUGUAUUAUCUUCACAUUACCUCAUGGGUCCUCAACACCUUCGGGAUAUUCUUUAUCCUGGCUGCGCAUGAGCACUAUUCCAUCGACGUUUUCAUUGCCUUCUACAUCACCUCCCGCAUGUUCCUCUACUACCACUCACUGGCCAAUAACAGGGCUCUGCAUCAAAGGGACUCCUUCAGAACAAAAAUUUGGUUCCCAAUGUUCAGCUACUUUGAGGCCCAGAUUGACGGGAUUGUGCCCAACGAGUAUUCAAACCCACUUUCCAGAUCUAACAUUCAGCAAUUUUGGAAGACUUUAAUCAUUACUCUGUCUGAGAAUUUAUUCAACAAUAACUUAAAAGAGAAAGAUGAUUGAACAAGAGAACAUAAAAAAUGCUCUUCAAAGCUUUGUGGUAAGGAUCAAUUAGAAUGAUUUCAAGGUUGUGAUAAUGCUCAAAUUUUUUAUAUGAGAUACAGUUUUAUUCCUGAGCAUAAAUACUUCAUAAUUCCUAGUUUGGCAUUAACAUUGUAGUAGACAUUGAAAAUAGUUUUUAUAAU
This is a messenger RNA of Penaeus chinensis, 1678 nucleotides long. Its product is annotated as sphingomyelin synthase-related protein 1-like. Gene Ontology annotation, biological process: ceramide biosynthetic process. NCBI's taxonomy places the organism in Eukaryota, Metazoa, Arthropoda, Malacostraca, Decapoda, Penaeidae. The transcript is spliced from 9 exons. The record is from RefSeq and is a predicted model, not a curated record. Gene Ontology annotation, cellular component: Golgi membrane; endoplasmic reticulum membrane. Gene Ontology annotation, molecular function: ceramide cholinephosphotransferase activity; sphingomyelin synthase activity; protein binding. The coding region runs from base 147 to 1496 and encodes 449 amino acids.